Messenger RNA from Dictyostelium purpureum, 1290 nucleotides. RefSeq lists its product as uncharacterized. The coding region runs from base 1 to 1290 and encodes 429 amino acids. Gene Ontology annotation, biological process: mRNA splicing, via spliceosome. The transcript has 4 exons. Lineage: Eukaryota; Evosea; Eumycetozoa; Dictyosteliales; Dictyosteliaceae. The record is from RefSeq and is a predicted model, not a curated record. Gene Ontology annotation, molecular function: metal ion binding; pre-mRNA 3'-splice site binding. Gene Ontology annotation, cellular component: spliceosomal complex; U2AF complex.
AUGGCAGAAAGAAGAGCCGCUAUUUUUGGUACUGAAAAAGAUCAACAAAAUUGUCCAUUUUAUUUAAAAAUUGGAGCCUGUAGACACGGUGAUAGAUGCUCAAGAUUACACAAUAAGCCAGUUAUAAGUCAAACGAUAUUAUUACCAAAUUUAUAUCAAAGCCCAAUUUCAAAGAAGGCAAUAGAACAAAAUGGAGGUGUAGCACCAAAUCUUACAGAGGUAGAACUUCAGCAACAUUUUGAUGAGUUUUAUGAAGAUAUUUUUGAAGGUUUAACAAAGUAUGGUCAAGUUGAUUUAUUAAAUGUUUGUGCAAAUCUAGGUGAUCAUUUGGUUGGUAAUGUCUAUGUAAAAUAUGCCAGAGAAGACGAAGCCAAUGAAUCAAUUAAAGGUUUAAAAGGAAGAUUUUAUGAUGGUAGACCAAUUAUUGCAGAGUUUUCACCAGUGACUGAUUUUACAGAAGCAAGAUGCAGGCAAUAUGAUAUUGGAGCAUGUAAUCGUGGUGGAUAUUGUAAUUUUAUGCAUCUUCAUACACCAUCUAAAUCGCUACAGAUUAAACUAUUUGGUGAUAGAAGAAGCAGAAGUCCAAGCCCAAGAGGAAGAUAUGAAAGAGGUGGAGGUGGAAGAGAUCAAGAAAGAUAUAAUGAUAGAGACAGAGAUUAUGGAAGAGGCAGAGGCUACGACAGAUACAACGACAGAGAUAGAGGUUAUGACAGAUACAAUGAUAGAUACGACAGAGAUAGAGGCUAUGGCGGCAGACGUGAUUCUUAUGACCGUGAUCGUAGAUACAACGACAGAGAUAGAGAUUAUGGAGGCAGACAUUCUAAAUCACCAGAUUAUUCAAGAGCACCCCCAGAUCGUAAUGGUGAUUUUAAUAGAUCUCAUUAUCCACCACCUCCAGAAAAUGGUCAACCACCACAUCCAAUUGACUAUUACCCACCUCCAAUUUCUAGUGGAAUGAGUCCAUUACCAACACAACAACAACCAAUUUCAAGUGGAAUGAGUGGUUAUCCUCAUAGUGAACAGCCACCACAACCUCCACAACAACCACCACCACAACAAACAACUAAUGGUAAUAAUAGUAACAACAAUAAUAAUAGUAAUACAGUUCCAGGCGAAAAGAGAAAAGAAAGAGAAAAUGAAGAUCAAAAUAGCGAUAAAAGACUAAAAGUGGAGCCAAAUGAUUCUGGGGAUCACACAAGUAUUCAGUGGUCAUCAUCUGAUGAAAGAAGAACUGAUGACUAUGAUGUCAAAACUUCUUUAAAAACCUCAAUUGCUGAAACUAAAGAAUGA